Messenger RNA from Oncorhynchus nerka (sockeye salmon), 686 nucleotides. RefSeq names its product dedicator of cytokinesis protein 1-like. Bases 161 to 649 code for a protein of 162 amino acids. Lineage: Eukaryota; Metazoa; Chordata; Actinopteri; Salmoniformes; Salmonidae. The record is from RefSeq and is a predicted model, not a curated record. Gene Ontology annotation, molecular function: guanyl-nucleotide exchange factor activity; small GTPase binding. The transcript is spliced from 6 exons. Gene Ontology annotation, biological process: myoblast fusion; small GTPase-mediated signal transduction; cell migration. Gene Ontology annotation, cellular component: cytoplasm; plasma membrane.
AGCGUCCUGUCCAGGCUGACUGUCACUGGGGGGAAAAUGGCCGCUCGACGUGAUUCUAUUCACCGACACUGAGAACUCUAAAGUACAGAAAACUCUACAGUCCGAGCUGGAACUAUUGAUACAAACCCAACCUCAACACGGGGGAGUUUUUAACUGAAUAAUGUCUCGCUGGGUGCCUACGAAGAAGGAGAAGUACGGAGUUGCAAUCUACAAUUACGAUGUCCGUGGAGACGAGGAGCUGUCGCUACAGGUUGGAGACACAGUCCACAUACUAGAGACAUAUGAAGGCUGGUACAGAGGUCACAGGCUGAGGAGGAAGUCCAACAAAUUCCAGGGGAUCUUUCCUGCCUGUUACAUUCACCUCAAGGAGGCCACCGUUGAAGGCAAUGGGCACAAGGAGACGGUGAUUCCCAACGAGCUGCCUCUGGUCCAGGAGGUCACCACCACCCUGCGGGAGUGGGCUUCCAUAUGGAGAGACCUCUACGUGGUGAGUGGAGGGGACAGGCGUGAGAUGUUUAACUCUGUCAGGGACAUGAUCUAUGACCUGAUCGAGUGGCGAUCUCAGAUCCUGUCAGGGACCCUCCCACAAGACGAGCUGACUGAGCUAAAACAGAGAGUCACCUCUAAGAUCGACUACGGGAACAAGUAAGGAACUGCUGUGUCUCUCUCUCUCCCUCCAUCUCUCU